Molecule: messenger RNA, 5806 nt
Organism: Notolabrus celidotus (New Zealand spotty)
Lineage: Eukaryota; Metazoa; Chordata; Actinopteri; Labriformes; Labridae
Gene: itpkb
Product: inositol-trisphosphate 3-kinase B
Exons: 12
Coding region: 664-3003 (779 amino acids)
Biological process (GO): inositol phosphate biosynthetic process
Cellular component (GO): cytoplasm; nucleus
Molecular function (GO): inositol tetrakisphosphate kinase activity; inositol-1,4,5-trisphosphate 3-kinase activity
Source: RefSeq, a predicted model, not a curated record
AGAGAGAGAGAGAGAGAGAGAGAGAGAGGGAGAUGCAGGGUAUGUGGUCGCUUCCGGCUUCAAACAGUCAGACAGCGCUUUACUACGAGCGCACCCAGUACACAUGACAACAGAAACCUAAAGAAACUCUCCCGACGUCUCACUGGGACUGAAUCUUACUGCACGACUCGAUGCGAAAGGCUCUGAAGUUUCCCUUCAACAAGCCAACAGGAAAAGCUCGUGGAAGAGAGGGAAAUACUUUUCAUCUUCCUCUGUGGAAGAGGGCUUUUGGUGAGGAAAAAAAAGAAGGUAAAGAAGCAACAAGGACCCAGUGGCAGCGUCGAACAAGUUCGUGUGUGGACGAAACAAAGUAAAAGAAGCGCAGAAAACACGCGUUGUGGUGCACGAGGGGCUGUUACUCUGCAUGUUUGUGUGUUCCGAGUGUGAAACAGACAGAAGAGUCCUCCUUUCAUGACUGCUGCUCUCUGACAGAACUAUCACUCAGACCACUUACAGGGUCUCAGAGGAGCCCGAAGAGGAGUGGACAGCUCCAAGUGUUGGAGCCGCAGUUGCUGUCUGAAUGCAAAGGAAACACUGAAAGCUGUUCUCCAGAACUCCCUGCUGCCUCAGGGGAGAUUGUCAGAUGUGUACCCAGCACUCACAGCCCCUGGCCUGGCCGCGGGGAUGGCAGCGUCUGCCCUGAACCUGAACGGCCUCGGAGUCAUGAACAGCAGUAAUCAGUUUCACACCCAGCCAGGCUCCUCUAAUACCAAUUCAGCAGCUAGAACCAGUCCCGUCGGUCGACCUGUGCUGCCAGUUCCAGAUCGGAGUACCUACUGUCAGCUUCUCGGUGGAGGUCUCUACAGCCCCACCAGCCCAAAGACGAGCCCUGGACCCCUGGGGCAAACUUUUGUCUUUCCCUCAUCAUCGUCCUCCAGCUCCUCCUCUCGGGCUCGCUCCCCCUCCCCGCGGAGCCCGGAGCUGCUAGGAGUCAAUGUGGGACAGCGGGUCCGACGACUGAGCUCGCCCGGCUGUGAGGAGAGAGGGGACGGAGAAGGGCAGGAGGAGAGGGGAGGAGAGACGGGAGGAGGAGAAAGGCGAGAGGAAAGGAGACGGCAGGCACAGCUGCUGCAGAUACACAGGGAGCUGCAGAACGUUGAGGUGAGGGGAAAGGUGGGCAUCUUCGAGGCGCACAUUUCCGGUAUCCGCGCCCAGGUGCUCACAAGUGAACUCCAGCGCAGCCCAAGGUCUCCACGACGAUCGACGAGCCAAACACCAGCCUAUCCCAGCCAAGGAGACACGGCCCUUGAAUCCUCAAUGACCCACCCACAUCAGACUAAAGCUCCUUCUGUUGUUCAAAAUGGAAGAGAAGGAGAGGAAGAAACUAUGGAUGGAGAACAGAGGGAGAGAGGGAGGAGUGGAGGUGAGAAAAACAACAGUAGUGCUACAGAAACAAACACAGAGAACAUGACACUUAUUGGUCAAAAUGGUGGCCAUUUUGGAACAACAAUGCAGACUGUUUGUUCAGAUGGACCAACUGACCUUCAGGGUUCUGUGGAGACAUUAAACCUGGAUGGAAAAAUAGAAGAAGAGAAGAAAGAGGAUGUGAGGAAAGCUGGAGGGGAGGUAGAACUCAAAAAAAUGGCAAGAAGCGAAACAGAACAGACUGAAAAAGAAAUAAAACAUGAGUUAACUGACCAAGUGUGUCUUGGGAUGCAGCUCCAGAAAGUGUCAAACUGUUUGGCUGUCAACCCAGAAACCCCUGACCCAUGUUUGAUUGACAACACUGAUCACACCUCCAACCACUCUCCUCUUGUGCCGCCCUCCGUUCCUCCCUCCAUCCCGGCUGUCAUUAUAACGGACCAUGGUUUGGAAAGCCCACCUCAAACUUUUGAAGGCACUAGCUCAGACCAGGGACUAAGCUGCACACCCAGCCCGGGCUCAAGCCCCGUCCCUGGGUCCAACUUCGCCACCCGCUCCCUCAGGAAGCUAUCCUCCUCCUCGGCCUCUUCGGCUGGGUUCUCCUCGUCCUGGGAAGAGUCGGAGGAGGAUAUUUCCAGUGAUACGGAGAAAGGGGAGCAGCUUCUCAACCCUGCUGUCCUGACCUCCAAACAGAAAGCGCACAAAUCCUGGAAGAAGAUUAAGAACAUGGUCCAUUGGUCACCGUUUGUCAUGUCGUUCAAGAAGAAAUAUCCCUGGAUACAACUGGCUGGACACGCAGGGAGCUUCAAGGCAGGAGCCAACGGCCGUAUACUGAAAAAACACUGUGACUGUGAGCAGCGCUGUUUGUCCCUCCUGAUGAAGGACGUUCUUCGACCGUACGUCCCUGGUUACCAUGGAGACGUGGAGAAGGAUGGACAAAAAUACAACCAGAUGGAGGAUCUGUUGGCCGAGUUUGACUUCCCGUGUGUGAUGGACUGUAAGAUGGGAGUGAGGACCUACCUUGAGGAAGAGCUGACUAAAGCUCGUAAGAAGCCCUCCCCAAGACCUGACAUGUACCAGAAAAUGAUCGAGGUCGACCCUGAGGCGCCGACGCCCGAAGAGAAUGAGAAGAAAGUGGUGACCAAACCCCGGUACAUGCAGUGGAGAGAGACCAUCAGCUCGACAGCCACCCUGGGAUUCAGGAUAGAGGGAGUCAAGAAAGAGGACGGGACUGUGAACCGAGAUUUCAAGAAGACAAAGACGAGAGAGCAAGUCACCACAGCCUUCCAGGACUUCGUCAAAGGAAACAAGGACAUCCUGAACUGUUAUUUAAGCCGGCUGAAGGAAAUCAGAGACACUCUGGAGACGUCCCCGUUCUUCAAAACACACGAGGUGAUUGGCAGCUCCUUGUUAUUCGUCCACGACAGCAAGGGACGGGCUAAAGUCUGGAUGAUCGACUUUGGGAAAACCACACCUCUUCCUGACGGACAGGAACUGACCCACCUUGCAUCAUGGGUAGAGGGAAACAGAGAAGAUGGUUAUCUCAUUGGACUUGAUAGCAUGUUGGACAUCAUUUCUUCCAUGGUGAACUCUGACACCUGAAGUCUGAGGCGCUUUGAUUUGAACACAGAGUGAAAAUUGUUAAACACAAAAACCACUUCCAUUCAAUCUUUCUUUUCUCCUGGGAACACUUUGGACUUCCUGAAUGACUCCCUUGUCUGUCCUCAUGUUGGAAACCACAUCGUCACAUGACAAUAGACAGGACAAUCCCAUCAUGGAUGACACUUUAUUAUUCAUAUCCAGUUUUUCCGGCAGAGAUUUUGACUUUUCAUAGCUAAUGUCAAUUAUGAAAUAAACAAUAACCAAGUUCCAUUAAGUGCCCAAAUAAGCCAUUCUUGUCAGUGAGUGCACAGUUAAUUUUACUAAUUUCUGCCGUGACAUGUCAAAAUGUCUGCAGUAUUAGGACACUUUUACUUUUGAUAAAGCUGCAAGACAGACUUUGAUGCCACACAAUUUAGAGCCUAAAACUGGUGUUAUUUAAUAUUUUUAUCAUAAACAAAUCACAUGAAGAGACCAGAAACUGCUUAUCCAUCUUUAGAUAUUGCUCAGCCUGUUCCUGCUGAAAACUUAUGAAAAGAAAGGCUGAUGUUUCCCUUUUGGCUAAUCUGCAGGAAUGAUAAUUGAAGCAAAGUAACAUAAAUGAAUGCUGUGUGAAGUGAAGAAGAUGGUUACAGAACAACAUAAAACAAAGCAGAGAGAAACAAGCUUAACUUUGUCGUCUGCUCUUUCAGGAUUUGUCAUUCAAAUGUCAAAUAAGCAAGAGAAAACAGUACAUUUGAUUAAUCCACUGUGAAUGUGCAGGUACUGUCAAGUGCUGAGUAUCACUCAACAAACUCGAGUCGAUGUGAAGCGUCAUGAAUGUCAUCAGACAGAAACAGUUUGCGUUAUCAACAUGUGUUAAGCUCUUGAGCACAGAGGAACCUGUAGCUACUCAGGCCACGCCAUGGGACCAAUAAAUUGUAGGUUUCAGGAUUUGUUUAUUAUAAGAAGUAAAUUACAUAUCACCAGAAUGACUCUUUAGAGCCACUAUGUGUACAGUUACUCCAACAUAUGACCCUGAGUAUGUUUUAAAUAUAAUUCUAACAUUUCCAUCAUAUAGACCAGCAAAAUUAAAAAACAGGUUGUAAUCACAGAGAAGUUUACAUUUAGUGGCUUUAAAAAUGUAGUUCAAAUUCCAAUAUUUAACAUAGUAAUAGCUCCCCACACUCCAUGUCUGUUGACUUAAGCUUAACUCAGAUGUCUUAGUCAGUCAAUGAAUAUUUGCCUACUUGUGUGACCUCAUCUUAAGCACAUUUCCCGUUCCACUUUAUAACUAAGUGCACUCCGUCACAUUUCCAUUGUAAAAGAUAGUGCAGUUGAAUGUGUUUUUACUAGUGGUAAUAUUAUUUUAGGUGUGGUUCAUGGUGGGAAACUAUUCUUUUAGCUUUUUUCACCACUGUUCCAGCACUCACACUCAUGCUGUUGAAAAUAACUCAGAUCAUCUAAAUUAGUCAGACAGGUUUUUGGCAGCACUCAUGUUUUCUCCACAGUAAUCUGGCAUUAACUGGUAAUUAUGUGGAAUGAAAUCUCACAUCUCACAGUAGAUCCUGGAUACCACAGAGAGAACGGUCUUUAUUUGUAAGAUAUGUGCAGCCAACAUGGCGUCCAUCAUCAUUCUCACACUUUGUUGGGGUUUAUUCAUAAUGUACAGUAAGAUAUAUUAAGUUUGAUGUAGUUUUGUACAAUUACUUUAGUUUACUCAAACCCUGUGGAACACUUACAGCCAUGAACAACCCUAUUUAAGCUAAACAGUGCCUUCUUCACAUUACAAAGCCAAGUCAGAAAACUGAAAACAGGUUCUCACUUUUAACUGUUACAGUGGAAGUUUCUUAAAAGUCUUAAAUGUUGUUUUCUGUACUUAGUCUUAAGGUGCAUGUUUACUAUCCUCUUAGAGUGAAAUCUUACUUUUAUUUCAUUAUGUCCUUAUUUAUAACAUUAUAUGUUUUAAUAGUUAACAGGAUACUGUGACGUUUGAAUUUUGGCUGUUAUGUUAUCUUGUUUUCAAGCAUGUGUUACAGUAUGAGUGGAAGUCAAAUUAUUGGGAAAGUUGCUAACAUUGUGAUAUAUUUAAACCACCAGAUGAUGUUUGGAUUAUGAUACGCCUCCCUUUAUAACUGGGAGUUCAAUCAUUGAGAGUAAAAUAACCUUUUGGGGAGAUAUGGGAUAAAAGGAAAUACAUAAUGUAACAGAUUCUUGAUGAGCAAUAAAAACUAAACAGUAUGUAGGUUACACUUCACCCUAUAUACAGCACAUAUACACCCUACAUAGUUUUCAGCUUAUGUUUGCUGUGACAGUAGAGAGAAAAGACAGAUUUUUACUCCAUGCAGUGCCUUCUAGUAGAACAUAGUUUGACAUUUUGAGAAAUAUACUUUUCUCAGCCUUUUUACGUUAAAAUGAUAUCCGAAAGUUGAUACAAUACGAGCUAAAGAUGAAGCAUCAAACAGAAGUUAGUUAGCUUAGCCUAGCAUUAAGCUUGGAAUUGACAUAACAAAACAGAACUGGUUGUAAAAUUUUAAUUUGAGAGUUUAAAAAAAUUGGCUAACUUACUCCUUGCAGUCUCUUUGCUAAGCUAGGCUAACAAAGCUGCCAAGUUUAAGAGCUCAUUUUUAACUUUUGAGAGUAAACAAGGUAAGGGCAUUUCCCACUAAUUUCAACCUAUACCUUAAAGACCAAACAUCUUGGCUUUUGCUUUUGCUCUUCAGUGUGCACUUAUGGCGGUUUGUUAGUAUCAUAAUGUUAUGGUUUUGCUGGCUUGUGUAUUUAUUUGGUUUGAUCCUUUAAAAAGGUGUGUAUUUGGUGAAAAAAA